AUGAUAAGCGUCCUCCCUGCCUUGUCGAAGAUUCUGGAAAAAAUCUUACUCGACCAAAUCUCGGAGCACCUAGACAACCCUAACAGGCCACUGCUGGCCAAGCAUCAGUCGGGGUAUAGGAAGGGAUUUAGUACCACAACGGCACUCGUCAAAAUAACGCACGACAUCUACACAAAUCUCGAUCAGAAUCGUUGCACCGUGAUGGUUCUGGUCGACUUUUCCCUUGCGUUCAACUGCGUCAACCACCGAAGACUACAGAACAAGCUGAUCAGCGAGUUCCAGUUUUCGGAUGAAGCUGGUGAGCUUGUGGCUGCUUUUCUUAGCCAACGUAGUCAAGCUGUCUAG
Molecule: messenger RNA, 345 nt
Organism: Aedes albopictus (Asian tiger mosquito)
Lineage: Eukaryota; Metazoa; Arthropoda; Insecta; Diptera; Culicidae
Exons: 1
Coding region: 1-345 (114 amino acids)
Source: RefSeq, a predicted model, not a curated record